This is a messenger RNA of Lytechinus variegatus (green sea urchin), 1760 nucleotides long. Its product is annotated as gamma-aminobutyric acid type B receptor subunit 1-like. Gene Ontology annotation, molecular function: G protein-coupled GABA receptor activity. Bases 171 to 1760 code for a protein of 529 amino acids. NCBI's taxonomy places the organism in Eukaryota, Metazoa, Echinodermata, Echinoidea, Temnopleuroida, Toxopneustidae. Gene Ontology annotation, biological process: gamma-aminobutyric acid signaling pathway; G protein-coupled receptor signaling pathway. The transcript has 12 exons. The record is from RefSeq and is a predicted model, not a curated record. Gene Ontology annotation, cellular component: G protein-coupled receptor heterodimeric complex; membrane.
GCACACACCUUGAUUGCUCACGUGUCAGACGCGGUGAUUUCGAACGAUCACUGUAUUACUAGUAUAUUUCUUAUUUAAGCAGAAGUUUUAAGCUGCAUCGUUCAGUUUCACUCUCAUCGCAUAUUUGAUUUAUACUUCUCUCGUCUCAUCUGUGAAAUACAAGCCUGCGUAUGAUAUUUCCUACUUUACCAAAUACAAACGAAUAUCCCAGCUCUGGGGAAAAGAUUCAUGCUCCGCAAAAGAAGAUGGAAUUUCAUCUACCGUUUCUACCAGAACUUCAGAUGGUAAUCGCAGCCGUGGGACUGAUCAGCGGCGUGCUCACGGUUGACGGCGCCGUUAAUUCGGUGGGGCAGCCCGGUGAUGAUCCGGUUGAGGGUGAAAUACACUUUAUUGCGUUGUUUCCGGGCGGAACCUGGGAGGGCUUAGAAAUCGCAGGACGUAUGGCUGUUGACGAUAUCAACUCCAAUCCAAACAUCCUCAAGAACUACACUCUUGUCAUGCACGUUGACUAUACCAAUCCCACGAGUCCAAACAAACCAAACCAGGGUUUAGCUGCAUCAGCCUUCUACCAGAGUCUGUACAACGGUCCUCCUAAAUCAUUCCUGAUUGGUGGUUUCUACUCCGAAGACUCCGGGAUCCUCUGCGAAACAGUCAAGUAUUGGAAUGUUAUUCAGAUUUCGUAUGGAGCUGCCUCUCCCCUACUGAGCGAUCGUGUGAAGUGCCCCUCGUUCUAUCGCAUACCCCAGUCCGCCGCUCAACAGAACGUACCUCGUUUACUACUGCUCAGCAUGUUCGGUUGGGACCGCGUUGCCAUCAUACGUCACAGUAACGUCUUGUUUACCGCGACGAUGGAUGAUCUCCGAGAGAGGCUGGUGGCAGACAACUUCAAUAUCGUUGCCAACGAGCUCUUUGACGAGGAUCCCUCAUUUGCAUUGAAUUACAUCAAGGGAAAAGAUGCGAGAAUUAUUAUUGGCCUUUUCUGGGAACCAGAAGCAAGAAAGAUCUUUUGUGAGGCUUAUAAACUUGGAAUGACUGGUGAGAGGUAUGCCUGGAUUCUUCGAGGUAUAGGAUACGUGAAUCGCCAGUUUCUGACCCAGGAUGACCCCUCCGUCUCGUGUACAGCCGAAGAGAUGAUCACUGCUGGUCAGACAGCAAUUAUACCAAAUUGGGUCUUCCACACAGACUAUCCGGGUAUUACAAUUAGCGGAGAGACUGCCGCGGAAAACGAGGAACGUUAUAGAGCAGUCGCAGGGAAUAAAUUCAUGUCAUUUUAUACCUAUCCUUACGAUGCUGUGUUUGCUAUGGCAGCGGCCAUGAAUUCUUCCAUAGACAUCCUUGAACAAGUGAAUAAAACCUUGGAUAAUUUCAAUUAUGACGACGUGGAGAUGCGAGACAUUAUCAUGGAUCAACUCGAUAAGUUGGAUGCGGAAGGGGUUUCGGGCCCGCUAGCAUUUGAGAACGGAGAUCGGCUCGGGAGAUUUAUCAUCGAGCAAGUAUGGGAUGGCGAACCGAGAACCGUCGGGUAUUACUACGACAACGACAAUCGCUUCGACUGGUCUGGAGAGCACAAUAUAUCCUGGAUCGGAGGGAAUCCACCCCAUGAUGAAAUUUUCUUUGAGAGUGAGCUUCUUACAAUGCCCAGGAGUGUAUACGCAGCUAUCAGUGUCUUAUCAUAUUUAGGUAUCAUCUUAGCUAUUGCUUUCCUGGCGUUCAACGUAGCACUCAGGAACCAAAGGUUUGUUUCCGAUAACAUUAAUUAA